AUGCCAGCCGCCUCCCGCUAAAUGGCGCCGCUCCGCCGCCGGGCGCUGCUGCGGGCGCUGCUGCGGGCUCUGCUGCUCCCGCUGCCAGGAGUGUGGUGCUUUAGCGAACUGUUUUUUGUGAAAGAGCCUCAGGAUGUUACUGUCUCAAGGAAGGAUCCGGUGGUUUUAGACUGCCAAGCCCGUGGAGAAGCUCCUAUAACUAUUACGUGGCUGAAAAAUGGAGGCAAAGUAUCUGAAAGUGAACGGAUCUACACCUUAUCCAACGGCUCGUUAUAUAUCAGUGAGGUGGAAGGAAAGAAAGGAGAGCUGACUGAUGAAGGAUUUUACCAGUGUUUAGCUCUGAACAAAUAUGGGGCCAUUCUCAGUCAAAAAAGCCACCUCACACUAGCAACCAUUUCUGCAUUUGAAGUCCAGCCACUUUCAACUGAGGUCCAAGAAGGUGGAGUAGCUCGAUUUGCCUGUAAGAUAACAGCAAAUCCUCCUGCCACUGUGACAUGGGAAGUGAAUCGAACAACUUUACCUUUAGUCAUGGACAGGAUAACUGCUCUACCUACGGGAGUUCUUCAGAUCUACGGAGUUGAACUGAAGGAUGCUGGGAAUUACCGAUGUGUUGCCACAACGAUAGCCAAUAGACGUAAAAGCAGUGAGGCAGUGCUGAGUGUUAUUCCAGCCUCAGACUUGAAGCCUUUUCACAAGCCAUCUAUAAUAGCUGGUCCUCAAAACAUUACGGCAUCUCUUCAUCAAACUGUCAUACUGGAGUGUGUAGCCACAGGGAAUCCAAAGCCAAUCAUCUCAUGGAGCCGGUUAGACCAUAAGUCCAUUGACGUCUUCAAUACCCGUGUCCUUGGCAAUGGCAACCUCAUGAUCUCUGAUGUAAAGGUGCAGCAUGCAGGCGUGUAUGCCUGUCGAGCCACUAUUCCAGGCACACGAAACUUCACGGUAGCAAUGGCAACUCUCACUGUGCUGGCUCCACCUUCAUUUGUGGAAUGGCCGGAAAGUUUAACAAGGCCUAGAGCUGGUACUGCUCGUUUUGCUUGUCAGGCAGAAGGAAAUCCGGCCCCCAAAAUUUCGUGGUUAAAAAAUGGAAGGAGAAUACACUCCAAUGGUAGAAUAAAAAUGUACAACAGUAAAUUGGUGAUUAACCAGAUCAUCCCUGAAGACGAUGCCAUUUAUCAGUGCAUGGCAGAGAAUAGCCAGGGCUCUAUUCUCUCCAGGGCCAGGCUUACUGUAGUUAUGUCAGAAGACAGACCCAGUGCACCUUACAAUGUCCACGCUGAAACGAUGUCAAGCUCGGCAAUCCUGCUGGCGUGGGAGAGGCCACUGUAUAAUUCAGACAAAGUGAUUGCAUACUCUGUGCAUUACAUGAAAGCAGAAGGUUUAAAUAACGAAGAGUACCAAGUGGUCAUUGGAAAUGAUACAACCCAUUAUAUUAUUGAUGACUUGGAACCAGCCAGCAACUACACCUUCUAUAUUGUCGCUUAUAUGCCUCUGGGAGCCAGUCAGAUGUCGGAUCAUGUGACUCAGCACACCCUUGAAGAUGUUCCCUUGAGAGCUCCUGAAAUUAGUUUGACAAGCAGAAGUCCUACAGACAUUCUCAUCUCUUGGCUGCCAAUUCCGGCCAAAUACAGGAGAGGUCAGGUGGUCCUGUACCGUCUGUCUUUCCGCCUCAGCACAGAGACAAAAAUUCAAGUCUUGGAGCUUCCAGGGACUUCAGAUGAGUACCUCCUUGAAGGUCUGAGGCCUGACAGUGUGUACUUGGUUCGUAUCACUGCUGCAACAAGGAUUGGCUGGGGAGAAGCAUCUUUGUGGACUUCCCACCGGACUCCCAAAGCUACGAGUGUGAAAGCACCAAAGUCUCCUGAGCUGCGUUUGGAGCCGAUGAACUGUACAACCAUUACAGUACAGUGGCAGCAGGACUCUGAGGACACUGCAGCUAUUCAAGGGUACAAGCUGUAUUACAAAGAAGAAGGCCAGCAGGAGAAUGGACCAAUUCUGCUGGAUGCCAGUGAUCUUGAGUAUACUGUCAGUGGUUUAGAUCCUAGAAGAAAAUAUCAUGUAAGGCUGCUGGCAUAUAACAGUAUGGAGGAAGGUUACCAGGCAGAUCAAACAGUCAGCACUCCGGGAUGUGUCUCUGUCCGUGAUCGCAUGGUGCCACCACCACCGCCUCCUCACCACCUCUAUGCCAAAGCUAACACUUCGUCUUCUAUCUACCUUCACUGGGGAAAGCCUGCCUUUACCUCGGCGCAAGUCGUCAACUACACAAUCCGCUGCAACCCAGUGGGGCUGCAGAAUGCUUCUCUGGUUCUCUACCUUCAAACAUCAGAGACUCAUAUGUUAGUUCAAGGUCUUGAGCCAAAAACCAUGUAUGAAUUUGCAGUUCGGCUGCAUGUGGACCAGCUCUCCAGUCCCUGGAGUCCAGUAGUCUACCAUACCACCCUUCCAGAAGCACCAUCUGGCCCUCCAGUAGGAGUGAAGGUGACUUUGAUAGAGGAUAAUACUGCUUUGGUUUCCUGGAAGCCACCUGAUGGUCCUGAAACAGUUGUUACACGCUAUACUAUCCUGUAUGCAUCCAGGAAGUCUUGGAUUGCUGGGGAAUGGCAAGUGUUGCACAGAGAAGGAGCAAUGACCAUGGCUUUGCUGGAAAACCUUGUAGCAGGAAAUGUCUACUUGGUCAAAAUAGCAGCCUCCAAUGAAGUAGGAGAAGGACCCUUCUCAAAUGCAGUAGAACUUGCUGUCCUGCCGAAGGAGACAUCAGAGUCUAAUCAGAGGCCUAAACGCUUGGAUCUGGGAGAUUCCACAACUUAUUCUGACUAUUACCAUCUGGACCAGAAAUCAAUGACUGGCAUUGUUGUUGGGGUUUGCAUAGCCUUGACGUGCAUCCUUAUCUGCAUCCUGAUCUUAAUUUAUCGAAGUAAAGCCAGGAAAACAUCUGCUCCUAAACCUGUGCAGCAAAGCACUGACCAGCUGUCACGUACCAGCAUCUCAUUAGCCAGUGCUAAUGAGGUGGAGAAGGGUAUUGAAGGAAUUGCAGAGAAUGAAGAAUCCUUAUUGCCAAUGAUAGUGGGAAACAGCUUCAUCGACGCUAAGGGGGGAUCUGAUCUGAUUAUUAACAGCUACGGGCCUGUCACAAAGGCUAACUGCAAGAAAAGGUGGCUGUUCUUCCAGGAUACUAAGAAGGUGAAGACUGAGGAGCCUCAGAGAAGAUUUGUCCAGGCGGUGUGUCUGUAUAAGCCAGGCACCACUGUGCUGCUCGGUGAGGAUGACUCCCCCAGCUCUCCUGGCCAGCAGUCGAAUUUCCAGGUGCCGUUCAGUAUUGUUGCCGAUACGGAGCAUUCGGCCAACAGUGAAGGAAGCCACGAGACCGGUGACUCCGGAAGAUUUUCUCACGAGUCCAACGAUGAGAUACACCUCUCCUCUGUGACAAGUGCCACCCCUCCCACUACUGGUCCGUUUGUAAGCAGUGACUUGGAUAUGAACACGUUGAGCCCUGCCAUGAGUAACUGCACAGAGUCUCCUCUGCCGUUUGCUACUGACCAGACUCCUACCUCACCUCUUCAGAUCCACUCUGCGGUGCAAAACUGACACCCUUAGGGCCACGCCAGACAUUCUUGCAGUGUAUGUCUGUUCGAAGGACAAUGAACAGGGAGCCAAAGUUUUAUUGUGGAAAACCUGACUAACCUAGCAGGUGAUCCCAUAUUUCUGUUGAAUGUUUGGGGUUUUUUGUUUGGUUUUUUUUUUUUAUUUUGUUUGUCUUUUAAAACUCACUCAUUUUGAAUGUUCAGUGGUCAACAAAUGUGAAAGGACAGUGAAGAUUUCCGACUAAAGUUAAAAAUAUGUCACUGGAGCAAAGGGAAGGCUGUUGGCCCUUUUGCUGACUAUCUACCUCCGUUUGCCGAGAGGCAAACUAUGAAUGACAACUGCUUUACCUCAUUUGUGUUCUAGUUGGUCUCAGCUAUGGAACUGAUGAUACUUCCUAGUAGUGUUGUUUUAUUUUGGGUAUGUUUUGGUUUUGGUUUUUUUUCCCCCCAGUUGUGUCUAGAGUGUGUGUGUGUGUGUGUGCGCGCGCGCACGUGUAUGCGCUCAGUGAUCAGGGAGUUGUAUAGGUAGGUGAACAAGGUUGUUUAGCUGAAGCUCUGUCUUUAAAAAGAAGGAAAUCUCAGAGUAUAAAAUGUAAUUAUUUAAUGUGGUUGACUUAGAGGAUGUUAAAAACUGGGAAAACCGGAGUUGGUGCUUCCAUGUAUGCAGCCACAUGAAAUCUUUUGUACUUCUUGAUCUCUCAUAACCCCAGUAAGCCUAGGACAGUGCCUUUCCCCCAGAAAUUUGUGCCAGCAACUGCUGGUAGGAUGUAUGCUAUAUCCUUAGGGCUCUGGGACAUGUUGGGUUCCCCACAGCGACAAAUGUUGCCCCUUUAUUGACAGUUAAUGCUAAAAAGCAUGGCAAAAUGAAGUAUUCAGCAUUUCCAAACAGUUUGGCUCUGCUUGAGAGUCAUGGAAUGGGUAAUAAUGCUGAGUAUUCACAGUACUUCUAGCAAUGGUGCCUUGCGUUAUAUAUUAUGAAAUUACUAAUUUGCCUUAUGCCUUUUUAGUAUUCAUAAAGUUGCUUUGGAGUACAGGAAGAUGCCUUAAAUGCUUCUUAGAUGUUUUAAGUAAACUGUAUCAUGAGUUUAUAUUAAUUUUUACCCAGCUUUGAGUGCUGAUAGGCACUGCUAGCAUCGUAGUAUGUCUCAGAGCUGUUGUUAGGAUGCAGCCCUGCUCCUUGCCUUCGCCUAGUGUGCUGUUAGCCAGGAAUUUUAGCUCAGGGAGUGACUUUACCCACAUGCCAAUCUAAAACUCUGAUUAGGUUACCAUGAGAAAUAAAAAAGCCAGAGCUUUAGUUGAAGAGUCUGUUGAAAGAGGUGAGUACUGCUACUGCCUUGAACCCAUGCAAUUCCUGUUUUAUACUACCUCCUUUAAAAGUUAUUCUAGUGGUUUUUGGGGUAUUUUGUUGUUGUUGUUUUUUCCUGUACUCAGGGAACAGUCUGUUACUUUUGAGCUGCCUCACGGAAACGUGGAGCAAACUGACAGGGUAUCAUGUUUUGUUUUUUAAUAGGAGAGAGAGAGAGAGGGAGGGAGGAGGUUGGAAUCAUUCAAUGUUAAAAACUUGACUGUACCUAUAUCCAGGCCUCUUCUCCACUCCUCCUCUUUCCCUGUUUUACUUUAAAAAAAAAAAAAAGAAAAAAAAAAAGAAAAAAAAGAAAGGAAGAAAAGAAAAAAAAUGAGGCAUAUGUUUUUACUUAAAAAAAAAGUUUAAAAUGUAAGGUUGUGCGAAAGCAACCAUAGGAACUCCUGGCUGUAUUGAAUCUGUCAGAACUCCCGUUGACUUUCCUGGGGCCAAGAUGUUGCCCCUCAGGUAGGCCAGGCUGACUUCUGUAUCGUUCCUCACGUAUCCAGAGGUGGUCAGAAGUCAUCAGUAAGCCCUCCUGUUCUGUUUUGUGUUGCUGGAUCAGCCUCUAGUUCCUGUAGUCCUUUACCUUGUAACUGUUUGCUAGUUCUGAACCAGACAGUACGUGUUCACCUUCUCGUAACAGUGUUGAUUCAAAUGCUUUAAAAACGAUCUUGUACCAAAGACUUUUCUGUAGAAGGAAGCCACAUAUUGUCCAAAAAUGAUUGAACUAGUUAAAAGCUAUAGGUUUGAAGAGCUGAAUACAUUUUAUUGUAUAAGUAGUUACUAACAAAAAACAAUAGGGCUUCUUGAUUGUAGUAGUUGAUUGCAUAGAUGAGUUGUAUGCUUCCACAAUUUUAACUACCUUGUUGUUACAAGAGCCUUUAAAAAAAGUUAUAAUAAUACCAGCAGAUAUCUCCAAAGACUUCCAAGUGUAAUUUUUUUUCUCCAGCAUGUAGUUGAUCAACAAUACAGUAUUAAAAAUAAUAUUUUUGAACAGUUUUUUAUCUACUUGCUGAAGAAAAAGAAAACCUUUUCACCAAAGAUUUAUUUUUGGUCUCAUCAGGCAGAAUGUUUAGUGUACAGCAGAGUACUGUUUCUAGUUAGGUAAAGUGUGCAUUAAUCAAAACUAGAUUAAGAAUGUGUAACUGUAGCAUGAAGUUUCACACUUCAUCUUUCAGAGUAGCCUCUUUUGUUAGUUUCGUUCAGAAAUAGCUGAUAUGCAGAUGGUAACUGCUUCUCCAAAGACUUGUUUGCUGUAAGUACUGAUAAUGGGAUGUAAUGUUACAACCUUCACUACAGGUAAAUACUUUAAAUCCUAAACUACUACUUCUGGUUACCCACUCUGUAGUAUAACCCAUGGAUAAUUUAGAGAGAGACAGACUUCAUAUAAAAUUUGUCAAUCUAAUAUAGAUGCUCUAACUUCAGUAGCCAGAGUUGAAAAUACUCAGUGUAUUAAGAGAGCAGUGCACACAGAACUCUAUUCGUCACUUAAUGUUUUGUUAAGGUACUUUUUAUCAGCAAAUAAAGAAAACCAAAGAUAUUUAAGGUUACCUCAGCGUAUAGGCAAGCUUAGUUAGGCAUUAAUUAUUCUGUCUUUUUUCUUUAUUUUUAUGUUAACCAAUUAAAUAUGUUUCUCCAGAACCCAGUCUACAUUCACGUGCUUCCCUUUACCUUGUCAUGUAGUCGUGAUUACUACAGAACAAAAAAUAUGUUUUCCUCAAAAUUCAUGGCCUAUUACUACUAUAUCACAAGAUGUUGAGAGAGAGUUUGUCUUAUGAUUGAAAACUCCACCAAUAUAAGUAAAGGAUCUCCAGAAAAAUUGUGAAAAAAUUGAUACAUUCUCUAUUGAACUCAAUCACAGAUUCAAAGCUUCAUGAUUGUAACAGUGCAAAAUUGGGCUCAGAGUUAAAAUGCUUCAUAUCCUUGAAGCGAACACAUGCAGUUAUUGAUAUGAUACUACAGAUACUAAUUUUCUUAGAAGUUUAUACCUGUGGCUAAGGAAAUCAGUUUUCCAUAUUUAAACAUUGUUCACUCUGUUCGCCUAGAAAGAGCUGGCAGAACACAGCAAGGCAGAAUGGUUUCAGGUUUUCCAGUGUUCUUUUUUCUUGGUUAUGAUUGUAGAAACUGGGUCCUGGAGAAAAAAUUAUCUUUUUUUUUAAUUAUGAAUUUUACUAAAUAUGUUCUGGAAGAUGAACAUAAAUGUGGAAUUGAGUGUUACACUAUGUGAAUUGAUUUUGUUUAAGUGUAUUAAGAACUAAGGAGCCAUGGCUGGUGUAAUGAAUGUAUAUGCAACCCUGGUACUUUAAAAAGCAAGCAAAGUUAUUACAGUUGAUGUAACUUGAAAAGCAUCAAAACUUACAGAGGAAAUCUGGAAACUGGCUUACCAUGCUAAUUGUGUUGCCAUGUGAGGACUCUGCCCUCUGAUUGCAACAGCAAUGCCUGUUCUGCAGGACCUGCAUCCAAACCCAAACGCUUGAUCUGCCCUCGGUUAUACUUGUGUUCUUUCUUCAUAUUUAACAAAUAAAAAGUAUUCUCAUCUUUCAGGAGUUACCUAGGAGAACUGGGAAUGUGUAUGCUGUGUAGAACAAGGCCUAUCAGUAGAUACUUAAUUUAUUUUUUUUAAUAGCUCUGCUUUUGUAAGAGAAACUUGAAAAAUCUACAUAUCACUUUUAAUAAUUUCCUAUAAUGGCUGUGUAUUUUCUGUAUAACUUACCAGAUUCUAACAGAAGAGUAUUGAGAGAUUUCUGUACUUUUUAAAAAUUAUUCUUUGUAGUUCAUUCCAUCUUUGGUUUUACUCCUUUGCUGUAGACAAUGAGCUAAAUCUUGUUUGCCUUAUUUAAAUGAGGGUCGUCAAUCUGUUUCUUUAAGUCAAUGGGAGAAUUAAUCUUUAUUUCAGUUUUCAUGGUCUGGAGAGACAUCAUCAGCUUUUUGCUUGUCCAUUUUUUAAAUCUUCACAGCCUUAUUUUUCUUGUAAAGGACAGAAUCCUCAUGUAGUUAAAAUCCCACUGGCAAAUGGAUUUUUGUAAGAUCACAAGUUACCAUGCAUCAGAGGUCCACUGUAACUUUCCAUACAACCAGUCUUAGCCUGUAGUAAAUACUGAGUAUUUCAAGUCAGUUUACCUCCUUUUCAUUGCAAACUAAGUCAACUCAAAUGACUUACCAUUUGCUGCAGCCUGAGCAUACACAAGCAUAGU
Falco peregrinus (peregrine falcon) is the source of this 8117-nucleotide messenger RNA. It is a transcript of the gene PRTG, whose product is annotated as protogenin. The record is from RefSeq and is a predicted model, not a curated record. NCBI's taxonomy places the organism in Eukaryota, Metazoa, Chordata, Aves, Falconiformes, Falconidae. Gene Ontology annotation, molecular function: protein binding. The transcript is spliced from 20 exons. Gene Ontology annotation, cellular component: plasma membrane; axon. Gene Ontology annotation, biological process: cell-cell adhesion; axon guidance.